UUGGCAGUGUUUAGCGGAAGCAGCGAUGAAUGAACUUGGAGCAGUUUGCCUGUCAGUGUCACUUUAAACAGGCGGGACUGGCUCGGUGAGGUGGGACCGACCAAUCGGUUGCCGGCAGCCCGGUGCUUAAAGGCUGCUCGCCAUCAACUGCCCCGAGAGCUCGCUGCUGCUUGUCGCACUGUGCGGCGGAAGCGAGGGGUCGGACGGCGGAGUUCCAUGGCUUCAAACGGCGUGAUGGACAACGGGGAGAGUGGCGGAGAGCAGCAGCCGAAGCCGGCCAAGAACAUGCGAGUGAAGUACACGAAGAUUUUCAUCAAUAAUGAAUGGCACGAGUCUGUGAGCGGGAAAAAAUUUGCUACAUACAACCCAGCCACAGGAGAGAGAAUUUGUGACGUUGAGGAAGGUGAUAAGCCUGACGUGGAUAAGGCGGUGGAGGCGGCACGAGCAGCGUUCCAGCAAGGUUCCCCGUGGAGAAACCUGGACACUUCGGCCAGGGGAAGACUCUUAUGUAAAUGGGCUGACCUUAUUGAGCGAGACCGACACAUCUUGGCCACACUUGAAACGUUGGACACGGGCAAGCCAUUUCUGCAAUCAUUUGCCAUCGACUUGGAGGGAUGUAUAAGGACCCUGCGUUACUAUGCUGGCUGGGCAGAUAAGAUCCACGGGAAGAGUAUACCAGUGGAUGGAGAUUUUGUUGUGUUUACAAGACACGAACCAAUAGGAGUCUGUGGACAGAUCACUCCAUGGAAUUUCCCCUUGUUGAUGUUCAUUUGGAAAGUGGCACCAGCGCUGUGUUGUGGGAAUACUGUGGUGAUCAAGCCAGCCGAGCAGACGCCUCUGACCGCACUUUACAUGGGAGCGUUAAUCAAAGAGGUUUCAUUCCCUCCUGGUGUGGUGAAUAUCAUCCCUGGGUAUGGACCCACUGCCGGGGCUGCUAUAGCCUGUCACAAGGACAUUGACAAAGUGGCGUUCACUGGUUCUACUGAGGUGGGAAAGUCCAUCAUGGAAGCUGCCUCGAAAAGUAACCUAAAGAGAGUGACCCUGGAGCUUGGAGGCAAGAAUCCCUUCAUUGUCUUCGCAGACUCCGAUUUGAGCCUGGCCGUCGACUGCGCCUCGCAGGGGGCCUUCUUUAACCAAGGGCAGUGCUGUACUGCGGCCGCUCGAAUAUUUGUGGAGGAGAAGGUGUACGAGGAGUUUGUGCGCCGCAGUGUGGAAAGGGUCAAAAGGCGAGUGGUGGGCAACCCUUUUGAUCCAAAAACAGAACAAGGACCUCAGAUCGACCAAGACCAGCUUAACAAAAUUCUGGAGCUUAUUGAGAGUGGCAAGGAAGAGGGAGCCAGACUGGAAUCUGGCGGCUGUGCCUUUGGUGAUGAGGGCCACUACAUUCAGCCCACGGUCUUCUCAGAAGUGACAGAUUCCAUGCGCAUCGCAAAGGAGGAGAUCUUUGGACCAGUCCAAGUAAUAAUGAAGUUUAAAAGCACAGAGGAAGUGAUUAGAAGAGCCAACAGCAGUGAAUUUGGGCUGACGGCGGGAGUGUUCACCAGGAAUAUUGACAGGGCAAUGGCCGUGGCUUCUGCACUUCAAUCUGGAACUGUCUGGGUUAACUGUUAUAAUGCCCUUCAUGCUCAGGCACCUUUUGGAGGCUUCAAAAUGUCCGGAAAUGGAAGAGAAAUGGGUGAAUAUGGACUGAGUGAAUACACAGAAGUGAAAACAGUCACCAUCAAAAUCUCUCAGAAAUGCCAAUAAACUGAAGUGCGAUAAGCAGUGAAAUGGUUCCAGAAGAAGUCUGAAGAAAAGAUGAAAGAUAAAGAAACAUAAGGACAUGUUUUAUAACCGAGCAAAAUGCUUAAGUUCUUAAAAAAUAAUUCCUGACUUUGCACAAAGAAAAUAUUUUUUUAUUUCCUUCAGAACUUGUAGAUUUAAUCUGAUAUUAGCAUUUUACAGUAACUGUACCCAGAGGCUGAAGGAGACUGUCUAUUUUCUUCGUAUAUAGGACGCUGGUUAUUGGCAAAUGCACCAUCUCAGUUUCACACUGGGUAUCAUUCAUUGGGAGAUUGCCAUCAGAGCUAAUCUUCUUCCCCAUAACUAAUCAACAACCUGCCAUUAGUGCAGAAUAGCACUUCAGAAAACUUCCCAGAGGGGCAAAAAGAUAAUUGCAGUCUAUAUGUUUCCCAGAUUCCCAAUGGGCAAAGCUCAGUAUCAGGUCUGCAACUUUGAAAUAUACUUUUUUUAACAUAUUAUUCUUAAACAAAGAAACAAAUGUACCCUAACUCUUCUACAUUUCAAUGUUGGGUUUAACCCAUCAAUAAAAUUGU
This is a messenger RNA of Hypanus sabinus (Atlantic stingray), 2315 nucleotides long. RefSeq names its product aldehyde dehydrogenase 1 family, member A3 (gene aldh1a3). The coding region runs from base 217 to 1746 and encodes 509 amino acids. Gene Ontology annotation, molecular function: aldehyde dehydrogenase (NAD+) activity. The transcript has 13 exons. Lineage: Eukaryota; Metazoa; Chordata; Chondrichthyes; Myliobatiformes; Dasyatidae. The record is from RefSeq and is a predicted model, not a curated record.